AAAGUUUUGCUAAGAGGAACAUUUCCGGGGUUAAAGUUUAACUUCCGGGUUAUUUAGCUAACAUGGCGGAUAAAGAAAAAAAGAAGAAGGAGAGCAUCUUCGACUUGUCCAAAUACAUCGACAAGACGAUUCGUGUUAAGUUUCAAGGAGGCCGAGAAGCCAGCGGGGUCCUGAAAGGAUUUGAUCCUCUUCUGAACCUGGUGCUGGACGGCACAAUCGAGUACAUGCGUGAUCCAGAUGACCAGUUAAAGCUGACAGAAGACACCCGACAGUUGGGGCUGGUGGUCUGCAGAGGAACCUCCGUAGUGCUGAUCUGUCCUCAGGAUGGCAUGGAGGCCAUUCCAAACCCAUUCAUCCAGCAGCAAGAUGGAUAACUACAUGCUGCUAAAUGUCACUGUUGAUUUUCUUUUUUUUUGCCAUUUAGUUUAGUUUAAACCAUUACAAUACACUUAUGUCAUACAACUUGCAUGUUGUUUUAAGUUCAUCAGCAAAAUAAUGCUCAGUUGCACUUCAGUUUUAUUGUCCGUCAUGUGCAAACUUUGCAAAACUUUGUGUUGUAAAAAGUAAUUUGUUACUGUGGAAACAAAUGAAACAAUUUACUUUUUAUCUACAAUGGGUAAACCUUUUACUAAUCUUUGUUUUUGAUAAGAAAAUAAAGUAAAAGAAGUGGUGUGUUCUGGA
Nematolebias whitei (Rio pearlfish) is the source of this 681-nucleotide messenger RNA. RefSeq names its product LSM7 homolog, U6 small nuclear RNA and mRNA degradation associated (gene lsm7). Gene Ontology annotation, molecular function: RNA binding. Gene Ontology annotation, biological process: nuclear-transcribed mRNA catabolic process; mRNA splicing, via spliceosome. Gene Ontology annotation, cellular component: U2-type prespliceosome; catalytic step 2 spliceosome; U6 snRNP. Lineage: Eukaryota; Metazoa; Chordata; Actinopteri; Cyprinodontiformes; Rivulidae. The transcript has 4 exons. The coding region runs from base 63 to 374 and encodes 103 amino acids. The record is from RefSeq and is a predicted model, not a curated record.